Molecule: messenger RNA, 1182 nt
Organism: Ricinus communis (castor bean)
Lineage: Eukaryota; Viridiplantae; Streptophyta; Magnoliopsida; Malpighiales; Euphorbiaceae
Product: transcription factor PRE6
Exons: 2
Coding region: 734-1009 (91 amino acids)
Biological process (GO): regulation of growth; regulation of DNA-templated transcription
Molecular function (GO): protein dimerization activity
Source: RefSeq, a predicted model, not a curated record
GGAAGAUUGGGUACCAUUCACCUAAAAAGAUAGACACUUAUUUUGAAUUCUAAUUGAGAAUUUAUCUAAUAAAAAUGGUGUUUGAUAGCAGGAUCGUAGUAUCUGCCUAGAUGCAUAUGACAAUAAAAAAAAAUGAAUAAAGCUAAAUUUUCACUAAAAAGAAAUACUCAGAAUAUAACUCCAAUAUUUUAUUCAGUAAAGGAGAAAAAAAACAGAAUUAAGACUGUUGGGAGAUAAUAAAAUAACAUGGUAUUGCGUGUAGAGGCUGACACACACACUUGUUAGCUCAAAACCAAGCACAGUAGCACUUCUCUCCCUCUCAGAAAAGCUUAGCUACAGGCAUCAAAACUCUCCGACUAAGGGAACACAGACAGUAUGGCGUAUCUCUAGAAAUCUCUCUCACACUCACAUAUACACAAGCACUGUCUCUGUCUCUCCAAAAACCCUAUUUAAAUAGCCCACUUCUUUCUCCCAUGCAACUCUACUCCUCUCCACUCUCUCCAACACCCACUACUUGUGUUUUUGUGCUCUUUCUCUCUAUUUCAUUUUUAUCUUCUUUACUUCAAACCAUCAAUCAUCACUUCUUCCAUAAUCACCUGUCUCUCCCUCUUCUGUACUGCUCCCUUCUUUUAAGUUCUCCCUAGGUUGUUUUCUUUUUUUUUUUCUCCUUUCUUCUCCGAGCUUAUCAUAUAGUUUUUUCCAUUAAUCUUUUAUAUAUCGUUUAUUUUAUAAGAUGUCUAGCAGAAGAUCCCGAUCAAGACCAUCAGGAAGUUCGAGAAUCACUGAUGAUCAGAUCCUUGAUCUUGUUUCCAAGUUACAACAGCUUCUUCCUGAGAUUCGUAAUAGGCGUUCUGACAAGGUUUCAGCUGCGAAGGUGUUGCAGGAGACUUGCAACUAUAUCAGAAGCUUGCACAGAGAAGUUGAUGAUCUUAGCGAGCGGCUCUCAGAGCUAUUGGCAACUACUGACACUGCCCAAGCUGCUAUAAUUAGGAAUUUACUUAUGCAAUAGAGAGAGAAUAUAGUGAAUAAUUGUUAGUUAAUUUUGCACUGCUUAUGCGAUCUUUUUACUUUUCUUAAUGAUCUUAAUUUUCUAGGUUAUUUUUAAUCAUUAUUAAUAGAGUACUGAUGAUCAAUAUGGGGUGCUUGUUUAAUGAUUAGAGAAAUCCUUUUUCUUUCCUUCUU